Messenger RNA from Aptenodytes forsteri (emperor penguin), 3309 nucleotides. RefSeq names its product FGFR1 oncogene partner (gene CEP43). Lineage: Eukaryota; Metazoa; Chordata; Aves; Sphenisciformes; Spheniscidae. The record is from RefSeq and is a predicted model, not a curated record. Bases 8 to 1117 code for a protein of 369 amino acids. The transcript has 12 exons. Gene Ontology annotation, molecular function: protein binding. Gene Ontology annotation, biological process: microtubule anchoring. Gene Ontology annotation, cellular component: centrosome.
AAACAAGAUGGCGGCCGCAGCGACGGAGGAGGACACAGAGCUGCGGGACCUGCUGGUCCAGACGCUGGAGAGCAGCGGGGUGCUCAAUAAGAUUAAGGCAGAGUUGCGAGCAGCUGUUUUUUUGGCAUUAGAAGAACAAGAGAAAGUAGAGAACAAAACACCUCUGGUAAAUGAAAGCUUGAAAAGUUUUUUAGGUACAAAAGAUGGUCGCUUGGUAGCAGGUCUUGUUGCAGAAUUUCUACGUUUUUUCAAUCUUGAUUUUACACUGGCUGUUUUUCAGCCUGAAUCAAGCACACUAAAUGGCCUUGAUGGUCGAGAAAACUUAGCUCGAGAUUUGGGAAUUAUAGAAGCGGAAGGUACUGUGGGUGGUCCCCUGUUGUUGGAGGUUGUUAGAAAAUGUCAGCAGAAAAAGAUUUCAGGCAGUGAAGUGUCUCCAGUUCUAAGUGAUAGCCUGUGCCCCACAUCAAAAUCAUCUGAUGGAAGAUCAAGUACACACCCUAUACCAAAUAAGGUGGCUGAAACCACUCAAAGUGAUACAAGUGUCUCAUCAGGGGAAGCAAGCAAAAGAAGCAUUCAUUUUCUGCCUAAUGAAACAAAACUAGAUCCUCAACUAGAAAACAAAGACUUAAAUGCCAAAGAAAAAAGUGAUCCAGGUGUGGAUGAAGAUGAUGUGGAGGGAGAUUCUUUUUUUGAUGAUCCUAUACCCAAACCAGAAAGAACUUAUGGCUGGAAAACUGAAGCUAAUAAAGCAGGAGGUCUAGCAUCCCUUUCUGACGCACCGCCUCUAAAAAGUGGGUUAAGCUCCCUGACUGGUGCACCUUCGCUGAAGGAGUCUGAUAAUUUGAAUAGAAACUCUGUUUUGAAAGACCUGAGGUUGGUGAAUGCAAAACUGGGAUCACUAGAAUUAGGAAAUGGAGAUGAUGAUGAGUAUGCUGAUGACUUCAACAGUACUAGUCAUCGCUCGGAAAAAAGUGAUAUCAGUAUUGGUGAAGAAAUAGAUGAAAUUUCUGUGGAAACAGAAGAGUCGAAUGCCAGCGAUAAACUUGAAGGCAUCACACAAGACCUUACCAUUUCUCAGUUAAGUGAUGUUGCAGAUUAUCUAGAAGACGUGGCAUAGAAUUGGACAGCAAAAAUGUUUCAUUGUGCUGGACUAGAAGACUGCUGUGGACUGUUAAUUUCAGACAAUCACUUUUUGCUGGAAUGUCCACUCCCUAUUUGUGCCUUGUAUUUCAAAAAGACUGUUGGUGGAGAAGGCUUUUAAAUAUUCUUAACAAGAACUAAAUGAAAUAGUGCGUUCCCAUUUGAGUCUGAUAUCAGAAUUAUUUUCUUCAUUUGGUUCAGCCAAACCUUUUACAGGAGGAGGUGGAUUUUCCAAGCAGAAUGUCCAUUGCUGGCAGUGGACAUAAUUAAAAACCAAUCGAUAAGAGAACAUCUGCAGAGAGGCAUGUGGCUUUAUAAUGAACUUGCACUGUUAUUGUAACAGUCUGAAUUUUUUUUUUAAAGAUAACCAAAGCAAGAACCUUCAGAGGUAGUGGUUCAACUCAGUCUUCUUUUAACGCAAUUUUGUCAAGUCAGCAUGUAGUACAUAUUUAUGGUAACUCUAGCCACAAUACCUAAUUGCUCCAGACUUACUUGAAACUGCUGUUUUUCAGACUCUUCUGAAAGUUGGACUUUUUUUUUUAAAGGCAUAUCAAGUUGAGAGUAUCUAAACUCUCAAAUCUAAAUUUAGCUAAAUUUAGCACUAGUCUUAACUCCGAAUAUUCUUGUUUAAAUGUUUGUCAGACCAUUGAUGUUAAGACCUAAGCUGUUUUUAUAUGUGAUAAUUUCAUCUAUGUUACCUGUUGUUAAAUCACAAAAAGUAAUUUUGUAAGGAUCCACAAAUCAUUAACUAAAUCUUACUGGGUUUUGUUAAGUUUUUAAUGGUGUGGUAAUGGUUUGUGGAGCUUUUAUUAUCGAGGGCUCUUCAUGUGCUGUAAGCUCACUUUCAUUCUUGAUAAUCCUUGAGAUGUAAAAAUGAGCGCCGAAAAGUGAAACCACUAACCUUCUGUUUUUCAGAGUCUGACUGCUGUACAGAAUUAAAUCCAAAUAUUUUAAAAUACCAUAUCGAAGACAUUAUGGACACUAAGUUCUGGCUAAGAGCAAAUUCUUGUAUUUUCAUUAUACUCUUGCAAAACAGGGUCAGUAACAGAAACAUGGACAGUUCUUUAACGAUACAUGGCGCUGCUAUAAUAUAUAGGUCACGGACAUUUGUAAGACUGAAACAAGACUUCAAAAUGUGCACUUUCUGAACAUUGUGAACACAUUUGGAAAAUAUACAUGUAAGUGAAUAUAAAUAACUUUUUUUUUAGGCUUUGUAAUUUUUUUCAGGAACACUGUUGGCCUCUCAUCAAUGGUCACCACAGUGGAAGUAGCAUGCUAAACUAAAGCCAUUGGUUAAGCAUAUAGAGCUGCUACUAGCAUUGGAUGCUGACUUAAAUCUUUUUUUGCACUGGGCCAGCAGGCAUGGAGCAGUGCUGGGAAGUUAGGCUUGUACAGUACAUAAAUGAUUUGAGAGGAGAGAGGAAAAGUGUGCCUUUUAUUUAUGCGCACCCCAAAAUAGCCAGCAAAAAAGCAUCAGGAUAUUUAGUCAUGGUGUUAACUUCUAACUUUGUGCCAUAUUGUAGCAGCUGAACACAGAGAAGAAUUUUUUUUCACCCCAAAAAAUCAAUGUGCCAUAAACUUCAAAUAGCAACAAUGUUGUAACAUAUGAUACCUGUGUAAAAAUUCCUUUAAGUAUGGGGGAACCUGUGCCUCAAGAUACUAUGUAUGAAAAGUUUGUUUUGGGCUUUUUUCUUUUUUCUUUUUUUUUUUGAAGAGCAACAGCGUGUCUGAAGGAAAUAAAAUUCCACUCGAACACCUGGGAACAACUGAUUUCUGGCAUUCAUUUUUAAGGUGUAUGGAAUAAUGUAGAGACAGUGUUGUUUGCUUUUUUACAUGUCUUGGGAAAACAUGAUGUUCCGUUACCUGUUAGUUGUAGGAUACGUGGCAAUUUGUCAUACCAAAAGCAGCAAACACUUUAUUAAAUGAUUUCUAAUUUUAUUUGAAGAUGUGGCCUUUUAAAUAACUAAUUUGAUAUUUUAAGUGUUAACAUGACUCUUGUUAACAGCACAGUGUUGUUCUCUUACCUUGGGGGUUACUUGGAGACCUUGCACUUUGGCUCUAAUUUAAGGAAAUGCCAAAAAGUGAUAAGUUUCCAUGCUGUUCUGCCUGUGGGCUUUUACGGAAUUGUAUAUAAUAAUUCAAACUGCAAAAUAAAGCUGUUGUGCUGGC